AUGUCUUCCAAAUCAACAGAGGAAGAUGACGUAUCAGCGUUAUGCAUAAACGAAGCGUUGACGGACGACGAGCUUCGUUCGAUUCUGGCGAGAUUUGAUAACGACAAAGACAAGGAAACGUUCGGUUUGGUAUGUAAGCGAUGGCUUCGGUUGCAGAGCACCGAGAGGAAGAAGCUGGCCGCACGUGCCGGUCCUCAUUUGCUCCGGAAAAUGGCUGAUAGGUUCACGCGCUUGGUAGAAUUGGACCUUGCUCAGUCUGUUUCUCGUUCGUUUUAUCCUGGGGUUACUGAUUCGGAUCUUGCUGUUAUCGCUAAUGGUUUCAGAUGCCUGAAGAUCCUCAAUUUGCAUAACUGUAAAGGGAUUACAGAUGUUGGAAUGAAAGCUAUUGGUGAUGGUCUUUCCUUAUUACAAUCAUUGGAUGUGUCCUACUGCAGAAAGCUGACUGACAAGGGGCUGUCUGCUGUUGCCAAAGGCUGUUGUGACUUGCGGAUAUUGCAUCUUACUGGCUGCCGAUUUGUUACGGAUAGUAUACUAGAAGCACUGUCCAAAAACUGUCAUAAUUUAGAAGAGUUGGGAUUGCAAGGAUGCACAAGUAUCACUGACAAUGGACUGAUAAACCUUGCAAGUGGUUGCCAGAGGAUCAAAUUUUUAGACAUUAAUAGAUGCAGUAAUGUCAGUGAUGUUGGAGUUACUAGUAUUUGUAAGGCUAGUUCUUCUUCUCUCAAGACUUUGAAAUUGUUAGAUUGCUACAGAAUCGGGGAUGAAACUAUAUUAUCAUUGGCCAAUAUCUGUGAUAAUCUGGAGACUUUGAUCAUUGGUGGUUGCCGGGAUGUCUCCAACGAUGCAAUAAAGUUUCUGGCUACUGCUCGUAGAAACAACCUUAGGAACUUGAGGAUGGAUUGGUGUCUCAACAUUUCCGACUCUUCAUUGAGCUGUAUUCUAAGUCAAUGCAGAAACCUUGAGGCACUGGACAUUGGUUGCUGUGAAGAGGUAACAGAUACUGCUUUUCAUCAUAUAAGCAGCGAGGAGCCUGGUUUGAGUUUGAAGAUUUUGAAAGUUAGUAAUUGUCCAAAGAUCACAGUGGUUGGUAUAGGCAUUCUUGCCAGUAAAUGCAGUCACCUGGAAUACUUGGAUGUGAGAUCAUGCCCACAUAUUACAAAGGCUGGCCUUGAUGCGGCUGGUUUCCAUUUUCCUGAUAGCUGUAAGAUUAAUUUUAACGGUAGCAUCAGCGAGCCCGCUGUUCUUCUUUGA
This is a messenger RNA of Lathyrus sativus (Indian pea), 1251 nucleotides long. NCBI's taxonomy places the organism in Eukaryota, Viridiplantae, Streptophyta, Magnoliopsida, Fabales, Fabaceae. The record is from the annotation of a GenBank genome assembly.